GAUCUGUCUUCCUCCCCAAACCACAAACCUUUCCUCCGCACAGAAGAAGAAGAAGAAGAGGUCGGUAUCCUCAAUCUCAGCUUCAAUUCCCUGUUUUUUGCAGACAGCCAUGGUUCCAAAUUUUAUGCAGAAACCAAACCAUCUCCCAAUUCAAUCCAAUCCAAUCCAGCCAGCUCUGUUUUUUGUUUCUCUGGCUUCGCUUUUUCCAGCACACCCACACUCCACCUGUUCUUCCCCCCUAACUACUACGACCCUUUCCCUUUGUUUAAUUGUUUGAUCAUUUCAUUAGUUUCUUCGUCGCUUUAUUGUUAUUGGUUUUCGAAAAUGAAUUCCAGAGCAGGAUGUGAGAUGACAGCUGUUUAAUUCUCUUGUGUCAUGGGCUGCUUAUUUUUAUUAUUUUAUUUUUGUUUGGGGAUCUCGGUUGAGAUCGAGUUGAGAAAGGGUCAGCUGGUAGCUUUGCUUUUAUUGUAAAAAGAAAUGGUAAUAGCUUUGAUUUGUUUUUUAAUAAGCAAUUGGUAGCUUUCAUGUGCCUGCGUGUGUCCUCUGAAACAAUUGGUAGCUUUGCUUCCCUUAUUCAUUUUGAAGGCAACCCAAUUUUUUGGGGCUCUAACUCAUUGUCGUACAUGUUUGAUUCAAGUUGUAACUGUAGUUUCUGCUUGUCCACUUUAAAGAUGAGCAAGGUCGAUGAAGGUGUCUCCUCCGAACUCAAUGAUGAAAACCAACAAAGAAAAGAAAAGGUGUAUUUGAGCAGUCGUUGUGGCGUACAAGAAUUCUCUGGCCUUAUAGAUAGUUUGUCCGACGACAAAAAGCAUGUCAUUGAAGAUAUGGGAUUUGGAGGGCUAUUGCAUUUGAAGAAGCAUAAGUUGAAGUUGAAACUUUGUGAGGAACUUAUGAUGAGGUUUGAUGUGACUACUAGUCAACUAAACGUGCAUGGUAAUCGUUUGACCCUACGUGUUGAUGAUGUUGUCACCAUAUUGGGUUUGCAUGGUGGAGGCAUGAAUGUGGAUACUCAUCUUGGUGAGGGAGAUGAAGUGAGGGUCAGGUUUAAUUUGGGUUAUGGACAAAUUAAAUGUUCAAAUCUAAAAACAGAUAUGAUGAAAGAUCUCACGGUCGGUGAUGAAUUUAGAGGGAAAUUUCUUUUAUAUUCAAUGAGUAGACUUUUGAGACCGUCUACUGCAGUUUAUGUUCCCAAUAAUUAUUUGAGGAUAUUAGGCAAUAUUGAUGACGUGGGAAACUUGAAUUGGGCAAAAUUUGUGUACGAUGGUCUUUUAGAAGGAAUAAAAGACUAUCAAAACAAAUUGGAAGGCACAUCAAGAGAACAAUCUGUGACGGGCUGCAUUUUAUUGCUUGAGAUUUUUUACCUAGAGCACGUAAAUAUGCAUAAUGUGACUCGUCAUUCAAGCUCCUUACCACGCAUACGCCACUGGGAUGACAAGUCAAUUGGGACGAUUGUUAAGAAGGUUUCUAGUUUGGGUGGAGUUGAUAGCAUACAGGUGAAACCUAGGUUUUCUCCUGAUGUUUUAAAUAAUAUAUAUGUAGCGAUUGAAAUAUUUACUGCAAUUUCUUUGUAUGCAGGUGGAAUUUGGAAGGGAUGGUGCUAG
Messenger RNA from Linum tenue, 1601 nucleotides. Lineage: Eukaryota; Viridiplantae; Streptophyta; Magnoliopsida; Malpighiales; Linaceae. The record is from the annotation of a GenBank genome assembly.